CUGUCCAAGUAUCUGUCCCUGUGUCUGUCCCCAGUGGUCCCUGUGUCUGUCCCUGGCCCCAGAUGUCUCUGUCCCUGUCCCCAGCUGUCCCUGUCUGUCACUGUGUCUGUCGCUGUGUCUACCCCCAGCUGUCCCUGUGUCUACCCCCAGCUGUCCCUGUGUCUGUCGCUGUGUCUACCCCCAGCUGUCCCUGUGUCUGUCGCUGUGUUUACCCCCAGCUGUCCCUGUGUCUGUCUGUCCCUGUGUCUGUGUAUGUGCCUGUGCAUGUCGCCAGCUGUCACUGUGUUUGUCACUGUGUCUACCUCCAGCUGUCCCUGUGUCUGUGUCUACCUCCAGCUGUCCCUGUGUCUGUCGUUGUGUCUACCCCCAGCUGUCACUGUGUCUGUCGCUGUGUCUACCCCCAGCUGUCCCUGUGUCUGUCGUUGUGUCUACCCCCAGCUGUCACUGUGUCUGUUGCUGUGUCUACCCCCAGCUGUCCCUGUGUCUGUCGCUGUGUCUACCCCCAGCUGUCACUGUGUCUGUCACUGUGUCUACCUCCAGCUGUCCCUGUGUCUGUGUCUACCUCCAGCUGUCCCUGUGUCUGUCGUUGUGUCUACCCCCAGCUGUCACUGUGUCUGUCGCUGUGUCUACCCCCAGCUGUCCCUGUGUCUGUCGUUGUGUCUACCCCCAGCUGUCCCUGUGUCUGUUGCUGUGUCUACCCCCAGCUGUCCCUGU
Molecule: messenger RNA, 714 nt
Organism: Oncorhynchus masou masou (cherry salmon)
Lineage: Eukaryota; Metazoa; Chordata; Actinopteri; Salmoniformes; Salmonidae
Product: keratin-associated protein 10-4-like
Exons: 3
Source: RefSeq, a predicted model, not a curated record